AGUGUCCUCUAGAGACAUCACCGGUGCCCAGGGCAGUGCCAUGUGGGGCGGACGCUGCUCACCUUCCACCUCUUCCAGGCACCGCGCGUCGCUGCUGCAGCUGCUGCUGGCCGCGCUGCUGGCGGCGGGGGCGCGGGCCAGCGGCGAGUACUGCCACGGCUGGCUGGACGCGCAGGGCGUCUGGCGCAUCGGCUUCCAGUGUCCCGAGCGCUUCGACGGCGGCGACGCCACCAUCUGCUGCGGCAGCUGCGCGCUGCGCUACUGCUGCUCCAGCGCCGAGGCGCGCCUAGACCAGGGCGGCUGCGACAACGACCGGCAGCAGGGCGUAGGGGAGCCUGGCCGGACGGACCGAGAAGGCCCAGACAGCUCGGCAGUUCCCAUCUACGUCCCGUUUCUCAUCGUUGGCUCCGUGUUCGUUGCCUUCAUCAUCCUCGGGUCCCUCGUAGCUGCUUGCUGUUGCCGAUGUCUGCGGCCAAAGCAGGAUCCCCAGCAGAGCAGAGCCCCCGGGGGCAACCGCCUGAUGGAGGCCAUCCCCAUGAUUCCCAGUGCCAGCACUUCCAGGGGCUCAUCCUCUCGUCAGUCCAGCACAGCUGCCAGUUCCAGCUCCAGUGCGAACUCGGGGGCCCGGGCUCCCCCGACGAGAUCACAGACCAAUUGCUGCUUGCCCGAGGGAACCAUGAACAAUGUGUACGUCAACAUGCCCACAAAUUUCUCAGUACUCAACUGUCAGCAGGCCACCCAGAUCGUACCCCAUCAAGGGCAGUACCUGCAUCCUCCCUAUGUGGGGUAUGCGGUACAUGACUCUGUGCCCAUGACGCCAGUGCCUCCAUUUAUGGAUGGCCUGCAGCCCGGCUACAGACCAGUGCAGCCCUCCUUCGCUCACACUAACAGUGAGCAGAAGAUGUUCCCUGCAGUGACCGUAUAGCCUGCAGGUCACAGAUGAGACUCCUUUAUGAGACUGAGCAACAGAGGGCGAUUCUCGCACCAGAAGUCUGCUCACGUUGGUGCUGUUCCCAUCGACGCUCUUCCGGAUGACGUCAUUCACCCCUAACCUAUAAGGGGCCAGCUCCAGAGCAGCGUGUCUGUGCGUGUCCAGAUGCAGAAUGGAAAGCCACAGCCCCUGGAGUUGCCACCUGUGCCCUCAAGCUUGUGACAAAUGCUUGAGCCCCUUAAGUGCCCUCGAGGUGUGGCCGCCAGAGGCAGGGGUUGAAUGAUGUCUCUAUUCCUUUUUGUUUUGGUGGCACAGGAGAAUACCUGUUACCUCCCCCUUACCUGGGCUGUUUUAAAAUCAGUGUUCAAGGCUGAAAGGAGAUGUAAAUUAUAUAAUUAUUAUGAAGAGAAGCGAGCUUGAACUCCGACCCUAGUCGGCAGCCUCGAUCGCCAGAGGCAUGUCUUAAUUUCAUUGUAAAAGAUAUAGUCUGUCUAUUUUUAUGCUUUUGGGGGAGGGGAGGCUAUUAUGGUUUUUUGUUUUUUGUUUUAUUUUUGAUAACCAUGUGUAGAGAUCUUAAGUGAUUUUCUACGUUACAGAGAUGGAAUGACCAUGUACAUUUCUAAUGAAGACAUUCAAAAUUCUGGGGGUGGAAUGGCAUUGAAUCCACUUGUUUCUUUUUGAUGUCGCCUUUUUAUUUCCUGGCUCUACAGUGGUACCAAGAAGCAAUUGGAUGCUUUUUUUUUUCCAAUUGAAAACAUGAGCUGUCAUCUGCUGCUCUCCAAGAUACUUUCAACUUUGCCUCGAGAUAGGGCCUGGUGGUUCAUUUUGUUCUGCCCAGUUUGGGGAUCCCCUUAUCUAAAUAGUCCCAAGGGCAGGAAAUUUUCGAUGGGCAGAUGAAGAUCGGUGAAAAACAACUGUACUAAGGAGAUGCUCAUAUAGGUCGUCAGCGAUCACAGGGACGUGGGGUGGCACUUAAACCUCAGAUGUGAACCACUUUGCAAAUCAGAAGGCUUUUUUAUACUCUUGUUAUCAGAAUGGCUUAUUUUUCCAGCAGCAGGAGCUGUGAAAUCCAGAGAAAAGCCCCUGGAGGAGACACAACGUCCCUUUAUCCUCAGUCGUCAAAAGCUUUGUGUCCACCGCCCAAGAUUUUAAUUUAUCAAAUCCUACUGAAUUUGUACAUUGAUCACUUAUGGGAAAAGUUUAAGUACAUUGUAAGUGAAUUUUCAACUGCUAGCAAAGCCAAAUUUUGUUAAAUAGCUGUGAAGUUUGGUGUUUUAUACCUACCCACCCACAGCAUCUUCUUCUUGCCUUCUGUCAUCUGUCUGUCAUCUCAUGAUGACAGGGAUACUGUUACAUUAUUGCUGGCAAUUGGUAUCAACAGAUAAGAAUCAAAGAUUUUAAUAACCAAAGCAGGAGAAAAUCAUUUUAAAUUUUUAAUAAAUAUUUUAUGGUGUGAAUUCUUCGGGGGAUGUUUAUUUUAUAAUUACUCAUUAUUAAUAGAACACAGUUACGCAGAAUCAUGACUGCUGUUUCUGGGGCCAUGAGCCUUGCUUACACGAUACCUGGUACCAGGGAAGCACAGGUGUAUCUGUGGCAAAACUUGACACUCAAAAGCAGGUUUGUUUGUUUUUUCCCCAUUGGGGAUCUCCUGUCCUCAUAGUAAUUUUUAGGAGCUGAUCAACUGCCUUUAAACAACCACAGUUGGUAUUUCACACUCGAGCAAGGCUGGGCUCCAGCAAAGCUGUGUGUACGUGUGUGUGUGUGUGUGUGUGUGUGUAGGUAGGUACAUAAAAUGGCAUAUCUGUGGAGGCUAGAGGACAGCUUGUGGGAGUAGUUUUCUCCUUCCACCAUGUGAGUCCCAAGAACCAAACUCACGUCACUGUCAGUCUUGCAGCAAACCCCUUUACCCACUGAGUCAUCUUGCCAGCCCCAAACUUGAUUUAUAAAUACUGAGAUCUGAGUUCCAUGAAAUUUCAGUGUCACAAAAUAGUUUUCACCCCUUCGCCUCCCCCCAACCAUCUCAGAGGGUAAAAUCCGGCUUAAGCACUAGCUGUACAAAGCCAAGUGACAAGCCAGUGGUAGUUGGGCAGUUCCUUAUCUGACAGCAGGACUUUGCUUGAUGCAGGUUGACUUCUGUGCAUUUCUGAAUCUGUGAGAUCGUUUGAUUUUGUCACUUUUCUGAGUGGUAAAAACAUAAGUUCUAGUCAAUAAAAUGGAAGGUUUCAUCCAAUAAA
Apodemus sylvaticus (European woodmouse) is the source of this 3165-nucleotide messenger RNA. It is a transcript of the gene Shisa2, whose product is annotated as shisa family member 2. The record is from RefSeq and is a predicted model, not a curated record. The coding region runs from base 41 to 925 and encodes 294 amino acids. Gene Ontology annotation, cellular component: endoplasmic reticulum. The transcript is spliced from 2 exons. Gene Ontology annotation, biological process: negative regulation of Wnt signaling pathway; negative regulation of fibroblast growth factor receptor signaling pathway. NCBI's taxonomy places the organism in Eukaryota, Metazoa, Chordata, Mammalia, Rodentia, Muridae.